CUGUCAUUGCUUGUUGUUGUGUAGCAUAGUGCUUGCAGUAUUUGUUGUCUCUGGAUUUAAAGUACCCGUUAUGUCCCAGCAAGUUAAAUGUCAAGUUUAAACUUCAUGUGAGCUAUUCAGCUUGGCAUAGGGGCGCAUCAAAACACAUAGGUCGCACAGGCACAGCUUGAUUACCGUUGUUAUGAUCUAUGAAAGGAGGUUCUCUUUUACAGGACAAAUGUAGAACAUGUUGCCAUUUAAUCAAUUACAUUUGGCAGAUACAUUUGUUUUGGAAGUUAGAAGUAAAGAGGGAUGAGUGAGCCCAAGUUCUCUUCAGGGGUGUGCUCGCUCUAGUGGGUUCUAAAACAGGGGUUGCGGUGUGGUCGAGCUGAGGAAUUUUGCGUGGAAUGUUGAGUUGGCCAAAUACCUCACGAGAAUACCCCACAAGCUUCAACAUAAGGAUGUGUCCGCUCUGAAACAUGGUGAUUUAACGCCAUUUAAGAAAAAAGGGGGGUUUGUGCUCCCAGCACAAGCUAGCGUUACGCUAGCAGACGUCGGGAUAUGCAUCAGGCAGAGCCAUAUUUUUCAGUGCAUGCUAGACACUUUCUGCUCUAUUAUUGAAUAGAUGGACAAAAGAUACCAUUGCAUACGCCUGUUGUGCCAUGAUAUGCCGCAGGUGUGCGAAAGCAGUGGACUAUUGGGGCUCGAUACUGGAUGCUAACGUCUUUGGAUUUUACUUGGCUGCCCAAAAAGCAUGCACUUUGUCAAGUCGGACCACUGGAGAGGAAUUUCCUUGUCACAUUGUCAUGCCGCUUCGCCUUCACCACUGUUUUGAUGGCUUGACACUUGUGUUGGGAUUGUACUUUUUGUAGCAAUUUUUAAAUCCACGAUUUCCCUCCCCGAUACAGUAUCAGCAAUGAAUGUACACGAGUUGGUUGCAGUUUGAUACUUUUAAUCACUUCACCAAGGGCGAUCCUGGGCCAAAGCUAAACAAGAACGGGACACAAAAAGGGAGAAGGGCAACUCUCCGUUCAUAAAGAAAACAUGGCCUCAGUUUGGAAAAGACUGCAACGUGUGGGGAAACACGCGUCCAAAUUCCAGUUCGUGGCGUCCUACCAGGAACUCAUGGUGGAAUGCACAAAGAAAUGGCAGCCAGACAAGCUGGUGGUGGUAUGGACUCGCCGCAGCCGACGGAAAUCCUCCAAGUCGCACAGCUGGCAGCCUGGCAUCAAGAACCCGUACCGUGGGGUGGUGGUGUGGCCCGUACCAGAGAACAUCGAGAUCACAGUCACCCUGUUCAAGGACCCCCAUGCAGAAGAGUUUGAGGACAAGGAGUGGACGUUUGUCAUUGAAAAUGAGUCUCCGUCGGGCCGGCGUAAGGCCCUGGCCACCAGCAGCAUAAACAUGAAGCAGUAUGCCAGCCCCAUGCCCACGCAGACCGACGUCAAGCUCAAGUUCAAGCCGCUCUCCAAGAAGGUGGUGUCUGCCACGCUGCAGUUCUCCCUGUCCUGCAUCUUCCUCCGAGAGGGCAAGGCCACUGACGAGGACAUGCAGAGUCUGGCCAGUCUGAUGAGCAUGAAGCAGGCCGACAUCGGCAACCUGGACGACUUUGAGGAGGAGAACGACGAAGACGAGGAGAACAGAGUCAACCAGGAGGAGAAGGCGGCCAAGAUCACCGAGCUGAUCAGUAAGUUGAACUUCAUGGAGGAUGAGGACCCGGAUGCCUCCAACCUGAGCAGCAACCCCUUCGACGACCCGGAAGACCCAAACGACCUCAACCCAUUCGGUGACCCGGACGAAGAAGAACCGCCCCCUCGGCCCACAUACAGGUCCAGCCCGAAAGUGGAGCACUCCUACUACGACCAGGAGCCCAGCAACCCGUUCGACGAGCCAGACGCCGACCAGGACCAGGACCCCGACCCGGAGCCGGACUUUCAGACGGGCGGGGGGAACCCGUUCGAGGAACCCGACGGGGAACCGGAACCAGACCCGGAAGUGGCGCCGCCCCAACAGCACCAGCAAAACCAGCAGCCGAGCUCCUCGCCACCGCGGCCCAGCAAGAGGAAGAACAUCCGGCCCGUGGACAUGAGCAAGUACCUCUAUGCAGACACCGCAGGCAAGGGAGACGAGGACGAACUGGACGAGUCCAAUCCAUUCUACGAGCCCAAGUCCUCCAGCCCCGUGCGUACCGAUCCCCCGUCUCCGGCGCGGACCAAACGGCGCGCCCCUGCUCCCCCCGUCGUGGUUCCCCAGACCCCCGCACCAAAGAGCCAGGUUCCUGACAGGGCACCCAAUGCACCCUCGGCCGUCGCUGCAGUAAUAGGGAGGGAGCUGGCCUCCUCUUCCCCCAAGCCGAGUCCUGUGCCUAGUCCUGUGUUGGGAGGGAAGCCCAAUGCCAGUCAGUCUCUGCUGGCCUGGUGUCGCGAGGUGACCAAGAACUACCGCGGCGUGAAGAUCACCAACUUCACCACGUCCUGGAGGAACGGCCUGGCCUUCUGCGCCCUUCUCCACCACUUCAGGCCCGACCAGAUAGACUACAAGUCGCUCAAUCCUCAGGACAUUAAAGAAAACAACAAGAAGGCCUACGAUGGGUUUGCCAGCCUGGGCAUCUCUCGUCUGCUGGAGCCCUCGGACAUGGUUCUGCUGGCCAUCCCGGACAAGCUGACGGUGAUGACCUACCUGUACCAGAUCCGCGCCCACUUCAGUGGCGAGGAGCUCAACGUGGUGCAGAUCGAGGCCAACAGCAGUCGCAGCACAUACAAGGUGGGUGACUUUGAGACGGACACCAACAGCUCCAUCGACCAGGAGAAGUUCUACGCCGAGCUGCACCAGCCAUCCGCCGAUGGCACUGCAACCGCUGAGACCAACGGCGCAGGCGGCGGUAGCCACGACGAAGGAGCAGGGCCUAUGGAAGAAGGGGAGGGGUCUGAAAUGUUUUCGGCCAAUCAGAACAGGCACCUGGCCAGCAGCCCUGCCCCCUCCACUUCAUCCUCCGGACAGGGCAGCAUCGCUGCCACCAGCCAGCGCUCCACGUCACCCCCAGUCGCUUCACCCCGAAUGUUCGAAUCGCACCCCAGGCCUGCACAGAGGACGGCUGCCUUCACCAGCACCACAGCAGACCCUGGCAGCAGCAGCAGCAGCAGCAGUGCUGGCCGACCCACACCAGAACCACGGCCACUGCAGAAGGCCGACACGCUGGACAUGGGGGACCUUCCCCAGCGGGUGGAGAGGAGACAGGAGGCCACGCUCUCCUCAACUGCCACCACCAACGCCGCAGGGCCAUUCGACAGGGACACAGACAAGUGGCGGCGUGGCGACGGUGUCUCCACCGAGGCUGAUGGAGAGGACUCCUUGGACUCCCAAGGAUCCCCCAGGCCCAGGCCCUCGCCCUCACUGCAGCAACAACAGCAGCCCCUCUCCCCCUCCCACAAGCUGGGCUUCUCCUACAACCGCGACGCCGACCUCAUCAGGAAGAAGCGGGCCAGCCUGCGGCACUCAGAGUCGGACACCACGUCUGACAGCAGCAGCCCGCCACCUCCACAGCACCAGAACCACACGGACUCCACCCCAUCACCCACCACUAGACCAACACAGGAGUCUGCACCUGUUCCAUCACAGAGCCCCUCAGAAGAGAAGAAGGUGCUGUCUCGUCAGGAGGAGCUGAAGGAGCGUGCCAGGCUGCUGCUGGAGCAGGCGCGCCGAGACGCCGCCAUGAAGGCUGGCACCAAACACACCGCCCAGACCACCCCCGCACGCACACAAGUCAUAGACGAGCGAGACGAGGAGCGGCGGCGUCAGCUGCGUGAGCGGGCGCGUCAGCUGAUAGCGGAGGCUCGCUCGGGCGUGCGCAUGGCAGAGCUGCCCAUCUACGGAACAGACGGCUCCGUGGCCACCGCCACCACCGCCUCCGCCUCCUCGGCCAGCAAGUUGAAAGGAAGGUCAAAGGCAGCUGGAGGUGUGCUGAACAGCCGACACGUGGACCUGAAGCUGAAGAAGCUGGUGGAGGUGCGACCUGCGGGAAGCUCUCCUUCCUCCUCAUCCUCCUCUUCCUCGCUCACCGCCUCCACCACCUCCCCGACCAGCCCCACCGACGGCAUCGACAUGGAGCAUGCCACUGCAGAGGAGCUGCGUGCGGAGCGUCUGCGGCGGGCCUCAGAGCGUCUGCGCAGCCCCGUAGUCUUCAACAAGGACUCAACCGUAAGGAAGACGCAGCUCAAGUCCUUCAGUCAGUAUGUGGAGAACAGACCAGAGGUGAAGCGUCAGAGGUCGGUGCCUGAGGAUCUGCGGAGGUCAAAUGAGGAGAGAUCAGCGUUGGCAGAGCUGGAGGGACACAGGCCCAAUGAAGAGGAGUUCAAAGACACCAGUCAGUAUGUGGUGGGGGAGCUGGCAGCGCUGGAGAGCGAGCAGAGGCAAAUUGACACCCGGGCGGCACGCGUGGAGAAGAGGCUGCGCUAUCUCAUGGACACAGGGAAUAAUAAGGAGGAGGAGGAGGCCAUGAUGCAGGAGUGGUUCAUGCUGGUCAACAAGAAGAACGCCCUGAUCAGGAGGCAGAAUCAGCUCUCGCUGCUGGAGAAGGAGCAUGAUCUUGAGAGGCGCUUUGAGCUGCUGAACCGGGAGUUAAGAGCAAUGCUGGCCAUUGAAGACUGGCAGAAGACCGAGGCCCAGAAGCGUCGAGAGCAGCUGCUGCUGGAUGAGCUGGUCAUCCUGGUCAACAAGAGGGACGCGCUGGUCAGGGACUUGGACGCCCAGGAGAAACAGGCCGAGGAGGAGGAUGAGCACCUGGAGAGAACUCUGGAGCAGAAUAAGGGCAAGAUGGCCAAGAAGGAAGAGAAGUGUGUCCUUCAGUGAUUGCCAUCUUUUAUUACCUUUUUUUCCUUUUAUCCGAAAAAAAAAACUGAAAGCGUAAUUUUUUUAAGGACAUGUAAAGGGGAUUUGUCAUCAGUAGAGACUUUUAAAUACCCCCCUACCUCCCUUCCCCUCUCUCAUUCUCACCCCCCCCCCUCUCUCUCUCCCACUCAUACUCUCUCGCUCUCUUAAUUCAUUUCAUUUUAAGACAUGUGACCCUUUGAAAAGAGAUCUAUUUGUUUAUCUGCGUGCUGAGCAGAGACUCUUGGCUGGAGGUGUCAUGUGUCCAGCCUCCUCGUUUGCUUUCUACUGACUUUAUACUGAGAGAAAAUUCCUCCACUUUUAAAACAAAAUAUCCAAUUUUAUUGUCUCUUUUUAUUUUUUUGUUUUAUUUCUUUCAUGUCCUUCAGUUUUGUUAAAAACAAGGUACUUGUUAUGUAAUAUAAAAUUAUAUAUGUAUUAUAUACACAUCCCCAGUGUAAAAGUCUUGAAUUUAAAAAAAGAAAGAAAUAGUGAGUACUGACCUCUGCUGAAGAGAGGAGGGGAGAGUAUUAAGCAGCUUUUUGAAUUUGAAUCCCAAUGGUUUGUACAGCCACACACGGCCUUGCCAGUCUGAAUGUCUUUUAAUCCCGACAGUGGAACUUGUUUUUAAAGUAGAUUCAAAAAAAGAGAAACCUAGUUACAGCACAAAGUUGUUUUAUCUUGGGGAAACUUUUAUUACCAUCAUUUUCUGGGAUUACAUUUUAAAAAAGUAACUUUCAAGCUUAAAAAAGGAGAAAAUCAUAUCGUUUCAAAAAAAAAAAAAACUGACAAUAUGAGAUGAACACGACUAAUAACGGUCCUCAUGCAUUUGCAAACAAUGUUUGUUACUUGAUAAUCUCUUUUAAAGUUCUUUAGAUUUUAGGGUUUUACAAAUGAAACAUUUCAGUAUGAAUAUAAAAAAGGGCCGUGCGGUGCAUUUCAGAGAAUCAGUCAUUGCUCUGUGGCUUUGGUGACUUAUUUUGUGCUUGAACACAGUUUACCAAAAUGUUUUUUUGUUUCUCUCAGUGGCACAGAGCCACAGUUGAUGCAUGGACUCAACACCAGGAAGCGGACUAUCUUGUUGUAUAUUUUUCAUCGUUAGUCUGAUGGGGGUUAGCUUGCAGCUGGUUUUGAAAAAGAAAAGGAAAGAAAAGAAAAAGAAGACUUAAAUUUCCACAUUUCAGCAAGAAAGCAAGAGCGUAAUUAUUUAUUGCGGUGUGUCUUUUUUUGGCCACAGCUAAAGCAACUAACACCAUGUGCAUUUGCUCAAGGAGGUUGUUUGUAUUUAUUGUAAACUUUAAAAAAAGAAACUUAAGCUUUCAUUUGCAAACCUCACAGUUUUGUUUUUGUUUUUCACACAUCUCUGUUGCAGCGGUGUUAUUGUGCAAGCAUUUACCUGUUUAUUUAUUCCAGUGUCAGACUAUUCAAGUCAUCAAUAAAAACUUCAAUGCUUUCAUACUCAA
Engraulis encrasicolus (European anchovy) is the source of this 6308-nucleotide messenger RNA. It is a transcript of the gene ehbp1, whose product is annotated as EH domain binding protein 1. Gene Ontology annotation, cellular component: filamentous actin; microtubule organizing center. Gene Ontology annotation, biological process: actin cytoskeleton organization. The record is from RefSeq and is a predicted model, not a curated record. The coding region runs from base 1024 to 4827 and encodes 1267 amino acids. Gene Ontology annotation, molecular function: protein binding. NCBI's taxonomy places the organism in Eukaryota, Metazoa, Chordata, Actinopteri, Clupeiformes, Engraulidae. The transcript has 25 exons.